CUCCUCCUGGGGGUCUGUCCGUCGGAAAGUGAACUGUGUUUGGCGUGCUAACGCGACUGGUAUCCCGAGUUUUUUCCUCCUCUGUUGUCUGUCUUUCGUUCGGUGUUUUGUGUUUCUUUUAAACUUCACCCGCGAGGUUUUACGUUACUUCUUUAAAAAACCGGUCCUGUCCCCGAUUUAUGGGAUGUUUUAGAAAAGUUCCCGAAGUGCUCUUUGAGGAACCGGUGGACGGCGGACACCACCGGAGAUGGAUAAGCUAACCGAUAGCUGAGUUGUUAGCCGAGAAUCACAGGUCAAGAACAGGAUCAAGCUAGCAUGCUAGCAGCUAGCUAAUUUAGCAUUUUAUCGGUUAGCCAAGUGACUUUGUUAACGUUUAACGUCAGAACUACCGCCGGUAUUUCCUCGGGCCUGGCUGCUUCACAGCGAACAGUUCGUCACAGGCCAGCUCACUCAGGAAGAAGACUCGGUCCGCGUUAUUACGAGAAAGACUGAUAAGUAUUGUUGCGAGGCGUCUGUUGUUCGUCUCAGCCCAGACCAAGAGCAUGCUGUCCAACGCACAGAACCAACCACAGUUUCCGAACCCAGCGGGCCAGCAGAACCCGACCGGGCAGCAGAACCCUACGGGCCAGUUCCUCCCCUUCCACGCCAGACCCAGCUUACAGAUCAAGAAGAUCGCCAUAACAGAUGACUACAAGGUAACCAGCCAGGUGCUAGGGCUGGGUAUCAAUGGCAGGGUGCUUGAAAUCUUCCAGAAGAAGACUGGAGACAAGUAUGCGCUGAAGAUUCUGAAGGAUUGUCCCAAGGCCCGUAGGGAGGUUGAGCUUCACUGGAGGGCGUCACCUUGUGCCAACAUUGUGCGCAUCAUUGAUGUCUAUGAGAACCUCUAUCAGGGCAGGAAAUGUCUGCUUAUUGUCAUGGCGUGCAUGGAUGGUGGUGAGCUUUUUAGUCGAAUCCAGGACAGAGGAGACCAGGCAUUCACAGAGAGAGAGGCAUCUGACAUCAUGCGGAGCAUAGGAGAGGCCAUCCAGUUCCUGCAUGCGAUCAAUAUUGCACACAGAGACGUCAAGCCAGAGAAUUUACUGUAUUCCUCGAAGAGGCCCAACGCCCUGCUCAAGCUCACAGACUUUGGCUUUGCCAAGGAGACCACUUCACAUAAGUCUUUAGCUACUCCCUGCUACACACCCUACUAUGUUGCUCCAGAGGUUCUGGGCCCAGAGAAAUAUGACAAGUCAUGUGACAUGUGGUCAUUGGGUGUCAUUAUGUAUAUCUUGUUGUGUGGAUUCCCUCCCUUUUAUUCUAACCACGGUCUAGCCAUCUCUCCUGGGAUGAAGCGCAGGAUCAGGAUGGGCCAAUAUGAGUUUCCCAACCCUGAAUGGUCUGAUGUAUCAGAGGAAGCUAAACAACUGAUUGGGACCCUCCUUAAGACUGAGCCGACGCAAAGGAUGACCAUCACAGAGUUCAUGAAUCAUCCAUGGAUCAAUCAGUCGAUGGAGGUUCCCCAGACCCCACUUCACACCAGCCGGGUGCUAAAGGAAGAGAAGGAUGCAUGGGAGGAUGUCAAGGAGGAAAUGACCAGUGCCUUGGCAACAAUGAGGGUUGACUACGAGCAAAUCAAGAUCAAGACCAUUGAGGACUCGACCAAUCCACUGCUAACGAAACGGAGGAAGAAAGCCAAUAACGGCAGGGCGGACCCACAGUCUGCUGCCCACUGAAAGAUGCACGUAUGCAUGCACAUACAAACACAGGUUGUAAAAAGGAAGCAAUAAUUUGUCGACACGUGAGUCGCAUUGCAUGGAUUUUCUCAGUGUUUUAUUUUUCAUGGCAAAUUCUAAUGUUUUGUAGGAGUGUUUGUUUUUAUUACUCUACCAUUUUAACAAGCCCACCGCUCUGCUCUGGCAGAGAGGAUGUUUAUCUGUGUUUUUACACCAGUGAAGAGAUUAUAAAUUCUAGAAAAGGAAAGGAGAGGAAAGGGAAUCAGUGAGCUCUCCCUCCUCUCCUUUCCUAAAUAUCAGGUUGUGUACUCAGAGGGGCUUGAAUGUUGGGAUAGGACAUGGAGCCUUAGCAUUAGCAGUAGUUUUCUUUCACCCCUGCAGCCCUGUUCUAGCUCUAGCCCCAAACCUGUGAAUGUUAAAUGGCUAAAUCCCAAAAAUAAAAGCAAGGGAAGGUUUCCUUUUAACGUGUGUGCAAAGUAAGCAGAUGUACUUUGAACUGACAAGUGGAAUGUAAGGCUGGAAAUAGUCGCCCCUUUCUGGGACUUGAACUGGGAGCAUCUGUCAGGUUCAGUUUGUGUUUGUGAAUGUUGAACAGAGGCCUAUGCACUCACUCAAGGGCCAUGUGCUAUUCUGACAGAGCACCUCACUCUUGGCCCCUCUCUCCUACCUUAAUCUACGCUUGUUUUUCAGGUAUGUAGAGGUAGGGCAGAGAAGGACGCCACGUUUAAGAACAGAAAAUUGGCUCAACCUUUCUCCUGCAUGUAGCUCAUAGGAGAGAAGGAGCCAACUGAUACUGUAUUUUUUCAUGGAUUCUAUGAACAUAUUAGCAUAGGCCUUACUGAGUGUUGCUAAAGCAGCAAAUGACUUUUAAACCCUACCAUUUGUUUCAGGCUUUUACCAAUGUUACGCUUCAGAAUUUAUAACAUUGCCAGUUUAUAUUUCAGGUUAAUGCUAUGCAGAUGUGUUUGUCAGCUUGAAGUACUGCAAGGACCUUUUUGUUAGUGUUUGUUUCUGUUUGCAAAUGCGUUGGGAGAGAUGUCGGGCAACAAUAGAGAGCGUUUGUGUGUGUUUUAUGCAAGCAGUAGCACCCUCUCGGGAAUGCGUGGUUCAGACAGACUGGUGGAGGUCUUUCUGAAACGGUCACUUAGCGUUACUGUUGGUUGCACCAGCUUAAUUGUCAGGAGGCUCAGUGUUCUCCAGCACCUCUCCUCCACACUUCCUGGAGGAUUGAUAGGAAGUAGAAAGUACUUAAGAGCUGCUCCUUGUCCCAGAGCAGAAUCUGACAUACCACCAGCAAGCUGCCAUCACAUUCAGACUGGGUGUGAUGGUCGGCUUCUCUUCAGUGUUCUGUUAACGCAACAGGACGCUUCCCAGCUCACUUUGGAUCAUGGGAAAUUGUUGUGUUAAUUUUGUCAGUUUGGUCCACCUCACUUUGUAAAAUCACAUCCACCUUACCCUGUCACAUGGCACCUACAAAUCUCUCACUGUAAUAAUGUUCAUUUAAUGUUUGUGAAAAUGUUCCUCCUCUUUUUUUUUUUCCUCUUUUCGUCCCUCCACACUUUUUUUUGUAGUGGAAGCACAGAUGUAUAUGUCCUUUUUUCCACUGUCAUUGAGUCUGUUCAGCGCCACCUGCCGUACUUUUGUCUGCUUCAUCUUUGGAUUAAAAAACACACAUUAAAAAAACUCU
Chelmon rostratus (copperband butterflyfish) is the source of this 3399-nucleotide messenger RNA. RefSeq names its product MAPK activated protein kinase 2a (gene mapkapk2a). NCBI's taxonomy places the organism in Eukaryota, Metazoa, Chordata, Actinopteri, Chaetodontiformes, Chaetodontidae. The record is from RefSeq and is a predicted model, not a curated record. Gene Ontology annotation, cellular component: cytoplasm; nucleus. Bases 543 to 1712 code for a protein of 389 amino acids. The transcript has 10 exons. Gene Ontology annotation, molecular function: calmodulin binding; ATP binding; mitogen-activated protein kinase binding. Gene Ontology annotation, biological process: cellular response to vascular endothelial growth factor stimulus; intracellular signal transduction; vascular endothelial growth factor receptor signaling pathway.